AUGGCAGGACGAUUCUUAGCCAAGAUACUUUCUAUCGACACUGAGAACCGGGAGGAGCGAAGAGGACCGCUUUCUUCGGGUCCAGCCUCACUUGACUCGGCUGACACAUAUGUUGAAUCGGAGCCGACGACGAAAGAGUUCCUUCUGCAAUAUCGACCAACUACUGCCGGCUUCCUUCACUAUAUUCGAACUCUCUUCCCGUUCUGGAAUUGGAUCUUCCAUUACAACCUAACAUGGCUCUUGGGCGACGUCAUCGCCGGUGUCACGGUUGGCUUUGUCGUCAUUCCUCAGGGCAUGGCAUAUGCGCUCCUCGCUAAACUACCAGCCGAAUAUGGCUUGUAUACCUCUUUUGUUGGAUUUCUACUCUACUGGGCUUUUGCGACCUCCAAAGAUAUCACCAUUGGCACUGUAGCCGUCAUGUCCACUAUUGUCGGCAACAUCGUGAUAAAAGUCCAGAAAAAGCACAAGAAUCUAACAGCAGACCAAAUAGCCAGGAGUCUUGCCCUGGUCUCUGGAGCCGUGCUCCUUUUCAUCGGUUUGACCCGAUUAGGAUGGAUCGUUGAGUUCAUUCCUUUGGUCGCAAUCACGUCAUUCAUGACUGGUGCCGCUAUUUCAAUUGCGGCCGGCCAGGUACCCACAUUGCUCGGUAUCCCCAACAUCAAUAACAGGGAAGCAACUUACAAAGUGAUCAUCAAUUCCCUGAAGCAUCUUCCGGAGGCCAAGAAGUUAGACGCUGCUUUGGGUGUGUCGGCGCUUGCUAUGCUCUAUGCUUUCCGCAUUCUUUUCAGCGUCCUAACGAAGAAAGUACCUUCGAAGAAGAAACUUUGGUUUUUCCUUUCGACUCUGCGUAUGGCCUUUGUCAUCAUCCUCUAUAUUCUAAUCAGCUGGGGCUGCAAUCGACAUGUCAAAGAUGCUAAGAAGGCCAAAUUCAAAAUCCUAGGCACAGUACCUCGGGGAUUCAAACACCACGGCGUUCCAAACAUCAAUACAGAGGUUCUUUCUGCCGUUGCCCCAGACAUCCCCGUCACCGUUAUUGUCUUGAUCCUGGAGCACAUCGCGAUCUCCAAGUCUUUCGGCCGCAUCAACAACUACGUUAUCAACCCAUCCCAAGAGCUCGUUGCUGUUGGCUUCACCAACCUAUUCGGCCCAUUCCUUGGCGCUUAUCCUGCGACCGGUUCAUUCUCUCGCACAGCCAUCAAAGCCAAAGCUGGUGUCCGAACCCCUCUUGCCGGAAUCUUCACCGCUGUCAUCGUCCUCCUGGCCCUUUACGCCCUAACCUCGGUCUUCUUCUACAUCCCCAGCGCCGCGCUUGCAGCAAUCAUCAUCCACGCUGUGCUCGACCUCAUCACCCCUCCCGCCGUUGUCUACCAAUUCUGGCAAACCUCCCCUCUUGAAGUCUUCAUCUUCUUCAUCGGCGUCUUCAUCACUAUCUUCUCAACCAUCGAAAAUGGUAUCUACUUCACCAUCGCCGCAUCCGCAGCGCUCCUCCUCUUCCGCCACAUCAAAGCCCACGGCGCGCACAUGGGAAAGGUACAUAUCUACCGCGGCAGCACAAACGACUUGCUUCGCCGUGGUCCAGGCUCUGGCGCUGUCGACGAGAAAAUCAGUCGAGAAGCAUAUAUCCCUCUCACGCACUCUGAUGGCUCGAAUCCGGCAAUUGAUGUCCAUUCACCGUAUCCCGGAGUUUAUAUUUAUCGGUUUAGUGAGGGGUUCACGUACCUUAACCAAGCGCAGUAUCUAGACGACUUGACCCAAUUCGUGCAGAAGCACUCGAGACCGACAAUUUUGGAUCGGUAUGAAAAGCUUGGUGACCGUCCCUGGAACGACCCCGGCCCCCGCCGCGGCGUCCAAAUCAACCCCGACGACGACCGCCCCGUCCUCCGCGCCAUCAUCCUAGACUUCUCAUCCGUAAACAACGUCGACACAACAUCCGUUCAAGGCCUCGUUGACGUCCGCCAUCAAUUGGAUCGCUACGCCGCGCCGAAUACCGUGGAGUGGCAUUUCGCGGGUAUUAAUAACCGCUGGACGAAGCGUGCGUUGACGGCUGCCGGGUUCGGUUACCUAUUGGGAGGUAAGGAUAGUGCGCGCGCGCAUUGGAAUCCCGUGGUUUCUUAUGUGGCGAUUGGGGAGGAGGGUGUUGCUAAGAAGGUUGGUGAUGAAGAGACUGGGCAUACGGGUGAGAAGAAGGCUAUCCCUGGGAAGUUGUCGACGCUACAUGGACUGAACAGACCGUUCUUCCAUAUUGACGUGCAGGCGGCGGUGGAGAGUGUGAUUGCGAAUGUGAGGGUGGAAGGGAAGGGUCGGGGUGUGGGAGUGCAUGAGACAGGGAGCGUAGAGAAGGGAAUUGCGACAGCGGAAAUUUUGGAUGGGCCAAGGGCGUAA
Lindgomyces ingoldianus is the source of this 2382-nucleotide messenger RNA. RefSeq names its product sulfate permease 2. Gene Ontology annotation, cellular component: membrane. The coding region runs from base 1 to 2382 and encodes 793 amino acids. The transcript has 5 exons. NCBI's taxonomy places the organism in Eukaryota, Fungi, Ascomycota, Dothideomycetes, Pleosporales, Lindgomycetaceae. Gene Ontology annotation, molecular function: secondary active sulfate transmembrane transporter activity. Gene Ontology annotation, biological process: transmembrane transport. The record is from RefSeq and is a predicted model, not a curated record.